CACUCCCACUCACCCUCACUGCUCGCCCACUCGUGCAUCUCAUCCACCACCACCUCGUCCUCCUGUCUUCUGCUCCGUCGACAAUCGCCUGCCCACUCGUGCGGUGCCGUGCGACUCGGAGCAUUAGCAAAUCCGCCCGUUUCGCAAAGCUUGGGGCGAGUGGCUGGGACCCGCUUGCUCCCCCGACCGACGGACGGUUAACAACACCGCCUCUUCAAGCGAACACAGCAACGCAUCGGCUUUGGUGGCAGCAGGAUACGGACGACGACAGAGAGGAUGUGGUGAUUUCUUGGAGGCAGUCUUGCUUGCAUUCCAUCCUCCGUGCCUUCACCGCCUCCUGGUCUUGACACCCCCUCAAUCUUCCCCUUCAGCGUCGUUCCCCAACUCGCUUCCCUUCGACUGACCCACCGAUACAAUGGAGGAGCGGGAAGACUGGUCUAACGGCCGCCCAACCUCCAACAUAAUGGACUACGCCUCCCCCACCGACGACGAGCACGACUCCGAGCCUACUCCCUCUCUAACUCGCAUCUCCUCACGCUCGUAUAACAACCGCUUCUACUCCUCCAACCGCGGCAAGGCCCGCGCAACUCAGAGUCGCCCGCGACCCCCUCCGAUCGCCACCAACACCCCUUCCUCCUCCAACUCCCACGUCCCCACCAUGCCUAUCCCCAUCCCCUCCAACCCGAGCGUCAUUCCGGGGAACACCCUCCCCUCCGCGCCCGCCAGCCCACCAACUCCCGCGCCGAGUCCGCCGCCGACCGGCAGAGCACCAGACUGGCGGACCGCUGGCCCGAGGGAGGAUAUUGGAGACAUUGACCUGGACGAUGAACCCGAUGCCCACAUGUCCGCCCAUGUCAGUCUGGCCGAGUCCUCGUCGCUAGGCUUUGGUUAUCGACAUAUGCGCGCAAUGUUUGCGGAUAUGGACAGCAAUGAGCGGCAACGCAUGCUCGCCGAACUGCUCAACAUGUGCGAUGGCAAACUCCUCGGCUUCGUCGCCCAUUUCGUCGCCCCCCGAUUGAAACGCGAUCCCUUUUCGGUGCUGCCUAACGAGCUGUGUUUGCGCAUCUUGACCUUCAUCGAAGACCCGAAGACACUUGCACGGAGUUCGCAGGUGAGUAAGAGAUGGCGGGAACUCGUGAGCGACGACAUGGCGUGGAAGAGCUUGUGUGAGAAGCAUGCAUAUCGGCGGAUGUCCGACGAUCGUCGCUCGAGCCCACGACGACCCACACCCCCUGCGCAAACUUCCAAUCCAGAACAAAGGCAUCCGCAUCCGUAUGGGUAUCCUCCUGGCUUUCAGCAGACGCACAAUCCCGCCUUGGCUGGCUUCUCGUCUAGUGCCCCGGAUCUCACCCGACGCAUGAGCUUGAACGCUGUCCCCUCCGCCGUCCUACCGCCAACCCUCUCUGCCCGCCAUUCCGCCUCCAAUGUCAAGCGUCGCCCGAAAGCGACGAGCUACCGUUCUCACUUUAAGCAACGCUAUCAAGUCGAAACUGCGUGGCGCACGGGCGGCAAGGUGGAUACCAGGCAGAUCACCCCGGACCAAGGCGUUGUGACGAGCCUGCACCUUACUCCAAACUACAUCAUCGUUGCGCUCGACAAUGCCAAGAUCCACGUCUUCGAUACCGAGGGUAGACAUCUGAGAUGCUUGCAAGGGCACGUGAUGGGAGUCUGGGCUAUGGUUCCUUACGCCGAUACCUUGGUGUCCGGCGGCUGCGAUAGGGAUGUCAGGGUGUGGGAUCUGCAGACCGGCCUAGCUGUGCACAUGCUGCGCGGCCAUACGAGCACGGUGCGCUGCCUGAAAAUGUCAGGAUCGAAUGUGGCCAUUUCGGGCUCGCGAGACACGACACUUCGGGUCUGGGACAUCAAGAAGGGCGUUUGCAGGCAUGUGCUUGUGGGUCAUCAGGCUUCUGUGCGCUGCUUGGAGAUUCACGGCGACUUGGUGGUUUCCGGUUCCUACGACACGACCGCGAGAAUCUGGUCGAUUAGCGAAGGCAGAUGUCUGCGGACGCUGCAGGGACACUUCAGUCAGAUUUACGCCGUGGCGUUUGAUGGACGACGAGUGGCCACUGGUUCGCUGGACACGUCUGUGCGAGUAUGGGAUCCGAAAGACGGGAGGUGUCUCGCCCAGCUGCAAGGCCAUACUUCGCUCGUUGGACAGCUGCAGCUCAAGCACGACACCCUAGUCACCGGCGGCUCCGAUGGAUCGGUGCGCGUGUGGUCUCUGCAGACCUAUUCCGCCAUUCAUCGACUCGCGGCACACGACAACAGCGUCACCAGUCUACAGUUUGAUGAGAGCCGGAUAGUAUCCGGCGGGUCUGACGGGCGGGUGAAGGUAUGGGAUUUGGAAAGUGGAUCUCUAGUUCGCGAACUCGGAAGCCCCGCGGAAGCAGUGUGGAGAGUCGUGUUCGAGGAGGAGAAGGCUGUCGUUCUCGCCAGUCGAGGCGGCAAGACUGUCAUGGAGGUCUGGUCCUUUGCACCACCCCCGGAAGACGGCCUCCCCGCUUUCUCUCCCCGAUCGAGCUCCACGAGUUCGUUGUCCAUCCCGCGCAUUGCGCCGUAUCAAGAUCCGGCCUAUGGCGAGCGGCCCUCCUACGAACGAAGCGAUAGUUUCGGGCGGGCGGCGGAAAUGGCGAAGCACCAGGAUGCCGUCAUGACCGAUGCGUACGACUACGAAAAUGACGCCGGCAUGGCGAUGGAGCAGGCAGAGGAGGGUAGAACGUCGUUUACCGGUGAUGAGGAAGGGCAGGAGAAGGAGGAUUCUGGAUUCCAGCGAGACGGGGUCUGACGAUAGAUAGAUUUGAGGCGAUGGAACGAACGGUGGGAUGGGCCGGUGGCUUGAACGGCCGCGCGGACGACGAUCUGAGGCUCAUCUUUGGACGAAGAUAUCAAUGUAUUCACGCU
Neohortaea acidophila is the source of this 2901-nucleotide messenger RNA. RefSeq names its product WD40-repeat-containing domain protein. Gene Ontology annotation, molecular function: protein binding. Lineage: Eukaryota; Fungi; Ascomycota; Dothideomycetes; Mycosphaerellales; Teratosphaeriaceae. The coding region runs from base 416 to 2785 and encodes 789 amino acids. The transcript is spliced from 2 exons. The record is from RefSeq and is a predicted model, not a curated record.